Molecule: messenger RNA, 2238 nt
Organism: Aphanomyces astaci
Lineage: Eukaryota; Oomycota; Saprolegniomycetes; Saprolegniales; Verrucalvaceae
Exons: 7
Coding region: 226-1383 (385 amino acids)
Biological process (GO): positive regulation of transcription by RNA polymerase II
Molecular function (GO): protein dimerization activity; DNA-binding transcription factor activity, RNA polymerase II-specific; RNA polymerase II cis-regulatory region sequence-specific DNA binding
Source: RefSeq, a predicted model, not a curated record
CAAUUUCGAAAGUUAACGUCAUAUGCAUGGAAUAUCCAAGCCCGUCUGUGUUAUUUCUCAUUUGGGUCAGCUCUUCGCCUUCCCAGGAGACGUCGCAACAAGGAGCGUCCUUUCUCUAGCUGCAUCCACACCGCCGUCGUUGCCGCCUCUGCCGCGCCGCCUUCCUAACUCACCAGGUGACCACAGACCCCACCGCCGCUUCCACCCACCUACAUACACACCGUCAUGGGACGCAAGAAGAUCAAGAUCCAGAGAAUCGACGACGACCGCAACCGACAGGUCACGUUUGCGAAGCGCAAAACCGGCAUUUUCAAGAAAGCCAUGGAGCUGUCCAAGUUAUGCGACUGUGAAAUCGCGCUCAUCGUGUUUGACUCGAACGACAAACUGUACCAGUAUUCCAGCACGAGCGUGGAUCAAAUCCUGUUGAAGUACACGGAAUAUGGCGAGCCGUACGAGACCAAGGACAAUGCCGACUACGACACGCUGUUUGGUGAAAACAAGAAGAAAAGCAACGAAGGCAGUCCGUAUGGUGGACUUUCGUCGCACGAGAGUUCCCCCGCGUAUUCGAGCAUGGCCACACCGAACGAUCGCAUGCUUGGCGCGGGGGUGUCUGGCGUGUCUCUUGGUCUCACCAACGACCCUGAUCAGUACAUGCUCCCCAACAACCAUCGUAACAUGACCAAGAAGCGUGCCCCGAAAGGGUUUCAGCAAUUGCUUCAAAAGAAAGACAUGCAAUACGUUCCUCCUCAGCUGCCCCUCUACCAACACGGCCUCGGCAUGUUGUCCGCCGUCCACGGCAACCACAUGCUCUCUGCGCUUUCGAGUCCAUCUAACUUGCACGGCAUACUCCCAUCUCCGACCACGGCCAACAUGCUGCUUCGGCAUGAGUUUAGUCCUCAAAAUGCCGACGGGGGGAGUAUGCACUUAGGAAUGACUGGCGAGCCUGGGGACGCUGACAAGUCGAGUAGUGGGUUGGGCUUGAACCUUGGCCCGAACGACUUUGGUCACGCAAAGAACCUCGGCUUCAAUCCGCAUCGACAGACCCACGACGGAAGCGGUGGCGGCGGCAGUCCAUAUGACUCGCCGUCGCAGCAUCACCACCACCACCCAUUGCACCACCACAACCAUCAACAACAACAGCCUCAGCACUAUCCACAGCAACAGUAUAUGCCCCACCCUGACAAUGGGUUUUCAAGCCAGCACCACCAGUAUGCCGAAGAAGGCGACAACCAUCACGGCGGAGGAGACGGCGAUGGUGACGGCGAUGGUGACGACAAUGGUGACGACAAUGGUGACGACGACGGAGGCAAGCGAGGGCACGGUGACGCAGGGCGGUCAGGAAGCAGCAGCAAUCCAAAGCGUAUGAAGAUCACCACGAUAUAACAUAGAUGUCCAUUUGAUAUUGAGUGUGUAAGAGUAUUGCUGUGUCUUGGGUUCGUACAGAAUAAUAGGACGAUUUAGCACGUGGACUGUUGAACUACUUGAACGACUUCAUGGCGGCAUUGAUCGCGUCGGCCCGCUGCUUUAGCUUGGUCCACUGCUCGUUGGUCAAUGAAAUGCCCUUUUGGCCAGGCUUCAGCGUCCCGCUGGCGUCGUAAUACUCUCGGAAAUCCACCAACACCAUCGACUUGAACUUGCGCACGGACGCGCGGCGCUUGCUUGAGAUCUACGAGCAGUCAGCCACCCAAGAAGCGAAAAUGGGGUCUACGUACGGCAAACGCGACGGAAUUGUCUUCGACAUCGCUCAACGUGUCGGCUUCAUAAGUACCCGCAGGGGUGUCGGGAUCCUGCACCCACUUGACGGCGACGUCGAUGUCCGAGAUGAGUUUCGUCACUGCUUUCCAUUGAUCGCUCGUCAACGAAAUCCCCUUCUUCCCAGGCUUCCUUUCUCCGUUCGAAUCGUAGUAUUCCCGAAUGUCCACCAAGAUCGCACUCUUCCACGCACGCACCGACACUUGCUUCUUCGCGGACAGAUCAAACACAAUGCUGCCGUCCGAUUGUUUCUCACCAGCGCCGACCUCAUCCUCGUCGUCUGCUUUGGACUUUUUCACUGCGGCGCCCUCGUCCUCGCUGUCACUUCGCUCACGCUUCUUGGUCUCGUCGGUAGGUGAAACAUGCUCCUCUUCGUCCUUUACGACGCGAGGAGUCGCCGCCGCUCGAGGCUUUGGCUUGACCAGGCCAGCACUGCUCGACAUGGAGUCCUUGGAAUUUGUGAAUUAUCCGGAUAACACAUUUUGG